CAGCUAAUAGUCUAAUAUGACUAUAGGAAAAAAAUAUUUAUGAAACAAGCCUGCACCUGUCACAGCCUGUGGGAGCGUAAAGUGGAUAAACCAUGUAAAACAUAUAUAAAUCCUUUAUCAUAUGUUGUGGUUAUACAGGAUUAUACGUAAACUAAUGAGCCUAUUAUUUUAUAUUUAUGAAUGAGUUAUUUAAAUGCUGAUGUUUGAUAGGGGAAAGGGUUCGUUUGAUAAUAAUCUACACAUUUAGCCCCGGUAAAGGAUCGUCCAAUCAGCGAUUAAAACGGCUCUAAUCGACCGCCUUCCGGGGCUCUUAUUGGCUGCUGAGCCUGUCAGUCUGUGUCGGCUGCUAGGUUGCAGUGAGACUGAAGUGUUGUCGGUAACAAACAGCAGCGUUACACCGCCGGGGGACAUCAAUGGUGGAGAAGGCGUUGAUUCCGGGCCAGGUCUGAGAGAGACCGUUAGUGGGGCUUAUGGAGAGCUGAGGCCGAGGAUGCGGUUAACGUCCUUAAUGAUGUUCACAUCCACAGCCCUGCUAUUCAUUCUCAUCGGAUAUAUCGGGUUUGCGGAAUCUGCCCCUCGCAUCAGUCCCAGCGAUGCGUCGCCUGUCUCCGGUAGGAAGUCCGGCUCAGCCUCACACACCUGGGACCCCUUCCUGCCCGGCAGCGCUUCAUCUGGGAUCAGAUCCGGGUUCGGUCCUACGGCUGGGAUCCCCGGCAGCUCCGGCUUUAAAACGGCAACCACCUUCCAGCCUCCGACCACCGCCACCAGUCGCUCCACUGCCCUCCGCGGCGCAGGGAUCAUCUCCCCCAGUAAGGAACCGAUAACAGCGCCGAGCUCCCGGCUGACCGGGACGCGCAAACGCUCCACCGAAGCUCAGACACUUUACAGCCCGGAGAAAACGCUGCAGACCAUGGUGUCCAUGGUUUCCCAGCACACCACCAACGAUGCCUGGGCUGCGGACGCCGCGGAUCCACCUGAUACCUCAGUGGAGAACCAAGAGGCGGUGUGCAACUGCAGCAGCGGCAGUGAGGGGAUCGACGAUCCGGACAAAUGCAACCAGAGCACCGGUCAGUGUUCGUGCCUGACGGGCUACGCCGGCCUGCAGUGUGACGAGUGUGAGGAGGAGUACUUCACCAACGGCACCAGUGGCUGUCUGCCCUGCUCCUGUGACUCUUUUGGCGCAGUACACCUCAACUGCGACAGCUCAGGGACCUGCACAUGUAAGACAGGAGUGUACGGGACCAAGUGUGAUGACUGCCACCCUGGUUUCUUCCACUUCAGCAACACCGGCUGUCGGCCCUGCCAGUGCAACAACCACACCAGCUACUGCCACCCACAGUCCGGUGAGUUUGCAGAAGAUGGGGGCCACCGACUUGGACCACGUCAUGCCUGCCCUGUAAACAACACGCCCACUUUCUGCAAUCAGAGAGCGGUGAUGUGA
Molecule: messenger RNA, 1441 nt
Organism: Cyprinodon variegatus (sheepshead minnow)
Lineage: Eukaryota; Metazoa; Chordata; Actinopteri; Cyprinodontiformes; Cyprinodontidae
Product: multiple epidermal growth factor-like domains protein 9
Exons: 4
Coding region: 491-1441 (316 amino acids)
Biological process (GO): axon guidance
Cellular component (GO): basement membrane
Molecular function (GO): extracellular matrix structural constituent
Source: RefSeq, a predicted model, not a curated record